Mauremys reevesii (Reeves's turtle) is the source of this 2870-nucleotide messenger RNA. RefSeq names its product zinc finger protein 883-like. The transcript has 3 exons. Gene Ontology annotation, biological process: regulation of DNA-templated transcription. The record is from RefSeq and is a predicted model, not a curated record. Lineage: Eukaryota; Metazoa; Chordata; Testudines; Geoemydidae. Bases 1 to 1821 code for a protein of 606 amino acids.
AUGCGCCAGACCAGACGCUGCCUCCUCCGUGUGAGCCGGGCCCGGGCAGAGCAGCUGCCGCUCUCCAAGUCUGGGCCGGUGACCUUCGAGGAGGUGGCUGUGUAUUUCACCAGAGAAGAGAGGACUCUGCUAGACCCCACUCAGAGAGCCCUCUACAGAGACGUCAUGCAGGAGAACUAUGAGAAUGUGACCUCGCUGGCAGGUGAAACAAUGAUAUGUGAGAAAGAGAAGCAGAAUUCUCAGCAGGAAAAUCUUGAGCAAGUGGAUAAACCCAGAGCAUUAUCACAAAGAUUGGAAAGGAAUGUGUCGAGCAGUCAUGAGCAGGGACAAUCGUGUGAGAUUCAGCACAGACCAGAAAGAGAGCAGGGAAACCAGCCAGGGGAGAAAGUGGGUAAAUGUAUUUCAUGUCGAGGAACUCAGAAAGACCUCAAGGAAACCACAACCCCUCAGGAAAUCCUCAUGGGAAAGAGAAAAAAUACAUGCACUGAGUGUGGAAAAAAUGUAUGUGACUAUUCAGCCCUUAUAAAGCAUCAGCAACUCCACACAGGAGAGCGGCCCUAUGAAUGCAGUGAGUGUGGGAAAAACUUCACUCGCAGAUCACACCUCAUUAAUCAUCAGAGAAUCCACACAGGGGAGCGACCCUAUAAAUGCAGUGAAUGUGGGAAAACCUUCAAUCGCAGCUCACACCUUACUAAUCAUCAGAAAAUCCACAUAGGGGAGAGACCCUAUGAAUGCAGUGAGUGUGGGAAAAGCUUCACUCAGAGAUCACACCUUACUCGGCAUCAGACAAUCCACACAGGGGAGAGGCCCUAUGAAUGCAGUGAGUGUGGGAAAAGCUUCAAUCACAGCUCUGCCCUUUCUGAACAUCAGAGAAUCCACACAGGGGAGAAGGCCUAUGAAUGCCGUGAGUGUGGGAAAAACUUUACUCAAAGAUCAGGCCUUUUUCUCCAUCAGAGAAUCCACACAGGGGAGAGACCCUAUGAAUGCUGUGAGUGUGGGAAAACCUUCAGUCACAGUUCACACCUUAGGAAUCAUCAGACACUCCACACAGGGGAGAGGCCCUAUGAAUGUCGUGAGUGUGGGAAAAGCUUCACUAGCAGCUCAGCCCUUUCUGAACAUCUGAGAAUCCACACAGGGGAGCGGCCCUAUGAAUGCCAUGAGUGUGGGGAAAGUUUCAUGGUCAGCUCAGCCCUUUCUGAACAUCAGAGAAUCCACACAGGGGAGAAGCCCUAUGAAUGCAGUGAGUGUGGGAAAACCUUCAGUCGCACCUUGUGCCUUUUUCAACAUCAGAGAAUCCACACAGGUGAGAGGCCUUAUAAAUGCAUUGAGUGUGGGAAACGCUUCACUACCAGCUCAGCCCUUUCUCAACAUCAGAGAAUCCACACAGGGGAGAGGCCCUAUAAAUGUAUUGAGUGUGGGAAAACCUUCACUACCAGCUCAGACCUUUCUAAACACCAGAGAAUCCACACAGGGGAGAGGCCCUAUGAAUGCCAUGAGUGUGGGAAAAGCUUCAAUCAGAGAUCAACCCUUAUUAAGCAUCAGAGAAUCCACACAGGAGAGAGGCCAUAUGAAUGCCUUGAGUGUGGGAAAACCUUCAAUAGCAGCUCAAGCCUUAUUAGGCAUCAGAGAAUCCACACAAGAGAGAGGCCUUAUGAAUGCAGUGAGUGUGGGAAACGCUUCACUACAGACUCAGACCUUUUUCAACACCAGAGUAACCACACAGGCAAGAGGACCUAUAAAUGCAGUGAGUGUGGAGAAACCUUCACUACCAGCUUAGCCCUUUCUGAACAUCAGAGAAUCCACACAGGAGAGGCCCUAUGAAUGCCGUGAGUGUGGGAAUACCUUCUGUUGGCACUCAGCCCAUGUUAACCAUCAGAGACUCUGCAAGGGAGAUCAUCACCACAAAAACCUCUAGGGCUUAUCCAUACUUUUUUCUUUAAUACUUUUCCUGAUUCCCACAUACUAACUUUUAAAGCUGUUUGAACUGUUUGCUGCACCGUUAUCCCUCAGCUUGUCUAGAUGAGUGACUGAUUUUUGUCUUUUGCCAUUUACCCUGUUUUGAAGUUGAUCUAUUUGUCGUUUCUAUCAACUCCAUUGUCCCAUGACUAUUUCAAGUGUGCCCUUCCUAUCCGGAAUGAGGGAGCAUCACAUUUAUACCAUUCCUUCUAUUGCAAAGUUAUUGUUAAAGUCAACAAUGAUACAGAUUGUAUAAUUUCCAGUUGAUCUCAUGUUGCUCUGGGUUGUGCUGAAGAGCAGUUAUAUUGGGAACUUUUCAAAUUAUAUUUAAAUGAAGAGGAGCAGGGGCAGGGGGGAAAGGGGUCAUUUCAGCCUCUGUGACACUGGAAGGGGAUGGGGUGAUUCAGAGAUUCCCUCCUUCCCCAUCACUACAGAACGGAUACCUUUUUUCUGAGCCAUGCAGAGUUUAUCUUCAUCACAUUCUACCCAUCCACUUCUCAGUGUCCUGUGAGGAACAGUUCUUAGCUGUCUGUGCUUGGAGAUGAUGCUUUCACUUCUUUAAUCCUAAAUCAGAGUCAUUGUGACUGGAGAUAAAAGUGUCAAAGACCUGGAAGGGGAAUUCAAAUGGAUCCCAAACACAGUGUGAUCAUUUGGAGUUAAAAUUUCAGGUUCAAUCUGUUGGUAAAGCCACUUCUGGCAAGGUGUCAGUCUCCCCCCCCCCCGCCCCCUGGGCCCAUUAUUUGGAUGCUAGGAUAGUAAAAAUAUUGUAAAUAACGUAACUGACUAUAGAGACAGUGCUGAGUGAAGCAGGUUUGAAUGAAUCAGAGGAGAAUAUGAUGGGAGAAUCUCUUGUCCUGAUUCUGAAUAAUCAGAUGUAACCUGCUCCGGAAUUUGACUUGACACUUUUGUUGUCA